This is a messenger RNA of Diatraea saccharalis (sugarcane borer), 426 nucleotides long. Lineage: Eukaryota; Metazoa; Arthropoda; Insecta; Lepidoptera; Crambidae. The record is from the annotation of a GenBank genome assembly.
AUGACAGUGGAUGCUGGUACUUCGUCAAUAAUAGUGACUGAAAAAGAUGACACACAGAAUGAUACAACACUUGAAACUCAAAUUAAUGACGUAAGUGCAUCCCGAAAGAAAUCAGUGUUAAGUAAUAAUGACGAAAAUUUGAAAUCUAAUAUAGAAGAUGACGAUGAAGUGGUAAUAAGGAAAGAGGAAAAUAUUAAUUUAGAAUCUUCACCUCCAAAUUACGUCGAAUUCAAUAAGGCUGGGCCAAGUGAGAAAAUUGAAUCUUUAAUUGUAAGAACAAAUGCGUCUUAUAUGACCAAUCAGUGUAUAGACAAAAGUACACAAACAGAAUGGUCUUCUGUUUUGCUGGAAGCAAAGCGUCACGAAGAUGGCCACUAUUCGUUUCAUUUACCGCCUUUGUCUGUGCUGAAAUACUACUUUUGGUGA